Molecule: messenger RNA, 909 nt
Organism: Clonostachys rhizophaga
Lineage: Eukaryota; Fungi; Ascomycota; Sordariomycetes; Hypocreales; Bionectriaceae
Source: the annotation of a GenBank genome assembly
AUGAACUACAUCGGCACCGAUGUCCCUUCGUUCUUUAAAGAGCUGAAGACAUUGGAAGAGUUUGACCUUCACGCCGCCGUCGAUGGCCUGGAAGAGGUGGAGUUGAAGGCCGACAUCUUUGACCAAGAACUCUUCGAAUCGAAGCUACGCCGACUGGCAUAUGGCUACAAGGCCCGAUACGGUGAUCUUCUCCAGUACGAUGUCGAGGAAGAGAUUGAGAGAUUCAAAGGAUACCGUACGGAGCUCGCAAAGUAUGCCAUUGAUGGCUUGAGCUUUAUGCAUUCUGCACAAACGAGUGGAAUGAACAUCAUCAUCGAGGGUGCAAAUGCCGUAAUGCUCGACCUUUCUAUGGGAUCAUACCCCUAUGUCACUUCGUCUAACACCACAAUUUCUGGCAUCAUCGCCGGUUUGAACCUCAACCCCAAGAACAUCACAGAGACCAUCGGAGUUGUAAAAGCCUACACUACACGUGUUGGCGCCGGCGCUUUCAAGACUGAAGAUCUCGGACAGGGAGAGAAUGGGGAACGUCGACAGGUCGAAGACGUCGCUGUGGCUGAUCUCGUUGUUGUGAAGCAUGGCCACAUGGUCAACUACUACACCGCGUUGAACUUGACCAAGCUCGAUGUGCUCGAUUCCUUUGAGACAAUCAAGAUUGCCAUCGCGUACAAGGACAAGAACACUGGCCAGGAACUUGAAUCUUACCCGGCGGACCACAACGUCCUAGACACCGCCGAGGUCGUCUACCACGAAAUGCCCGGAUGGAAGAAGCCGACGACCAAGGCCCGGACAUUCUACGAUCUUCCCAAGGCGGCCCGGGAUUAUGUCCAGUACAUUGAGGACUUUAUUGGAGUCAAGGUUAAGUGGAUUGGCACUGGCCCCGACCGUGAUGAUAUGAUCACCCGUGCCUAG